Molecule: messenger RNA, 1734 nt
Organism: Adineta steineri
Lineage: Eukaryota; Metazoa; Rotifera; Eurotatoria; Adinetida; Adinetidae
Source: the annotation of a GenBank genome assembly
AUGAAGCAUAGCUUCUUCCUUGUUUUUGCUGCUCUGAUUGUUAUUAUUGAGACGAAGAAGAAUGAUACAAAUCCAGGCAGUAUAUUUAAUUCUCGAUUGGCAUCUAGCUGUGCUGACUUAAAUUGCAAUAAUGGCCGUUGUAUUGAGUCAGGUCAAGGACCACAAUGCAUAUGUGAUGAAGGCUUUUUUGGUACGAUUUGUGAUCAACAAGGUGCAGACUUCUAUCAUCGAACUCAUCUUAUGCCUGGACUUGCUGAUCCAGAUAUUUUAGCAGUUAAUGAUGAUCUUUUCUUUUUAACUGGUACUUCUAAUGCACUUGAUUUACCAUUCUUUCAAUCUACUGAUCUAAUCACUUUUCACUUGAAAAUCAUAUAUAAUCCUUCGGUUACUGAUCCUCAAUAUAACUACUGUUUUAUUUGGGCUCCUGAUCUUUCACAACGGGGUACUGGUUAUGAUUUAUAUUUCUCUGCUCAACGUGUAUUGAAAGGUGCAGCGUGUCCAGCGAAUGGACAAGAUGUUACUACAUUUUUUGCAAGAGCUGUAGAUCAAAAUCUUAUUUUCGAUAAACCUACACUUGUGGAUUUUGGUAAUAAUGCUCCUAAGGGAAGAAUUGCGGCAGGCUGUAACGCUGAAGGUUGUUUGAAGACAGUUCGAAUCGAUUCUGCUGUUGUUGGUCCUGAAAAUGAUCGUUGGUUUUUUUAUACAUGGUUCAGUGGUGGAAAUAAUAUAGCUGCAUUUCCAUUCUCUUCACCAACUAAUCUAGUGGCUAACGCUGGACCAGCUUCUUUUUCUAUUCCUGCCACUGAUGAAAAAAUCAACGAAGCACCUGAAGUAUUCUGGUAUCGAGGACAAUAUUACUUCUUUAUUAGUACAGCAUUCUUCGACAGUCAAUAUGCAAUGCAAUACGUGAUGGCACCAACUAUUGCCGAUCUAACUCGAAGACGUGCAGUACGUAGUCAUUCAGUUGCUCAGCGAAAUUCAGCAGGACGUUUAGUUCAAAGUCAUGGACAUAAUUCUAUCGUUAUGAGACGUGGCCAAGUUUUUAAUGUAUUUCAUCAAGGUAUCUUUGAUAGUGCCGGACGCCUGAUUGGAAGAGAUACAUUCAAGCAACGUAUUGCAUUUCGACCAGAUGGUUCAUUACAAACAUUGAACACUAUUGAUAUUCGUUGGAAUCAACUUCCUUUACAUCAAUAUUCUAUUGAUGUAGUACGAAAAGAUGGAUCUACAAUAGGUCCAUGUAUUUCUGUAAAUCGUAUUGGUGCAACACUAGCAACAACCUAUACUGGUAUAUGUCCAGAUGGUAAUAAUAUAUUGUUGGAUAAAGGUGAUAUUUCAGCAUUCCGAUUAUUUUAUUCAACGAGUCAAGUAUGGAAAGAUUUUGUUGAAGCAAAAUAUGAUGGAGUAGCAGAUCAAUUUGCUUUUUAUUUACCGGGCGGUAUUACAAAGCAAAUAGUUCUACGUUGGAAUGAACGUAUGACAGGUACAACAUAUUCUCUAGAUGUUCGACGUCAAGAUGGAACUUGGGUUUCUCCUUGUGUCGGUGAUAUAGUUAUUGGUAGUAGAAUUGAAUAUGUCUUUGAUGGUAAUUGUAGACAAGCUAAUAGUUUUAUCGAACCACGUGCUAUCAAUUAUAUACGUAUCUGUUCUGCUAUAAAUAAUGAUUGGCCAAGAGCAGUCUGUGGUGGUGUACCAUAUGAUGGAAUAGCAAUUCAUGUAUCCGUUACUAUACCAUAA